AUGACGUCCGCCGAGGACCUCUUCGGCCUCAUCGAGAUCCAAGCCGAUCGACAGCACCGUAUAAGCCGACUCGUCGAGAAUGCCCGUAAAUCGGGACAGCUGAAAACACUGCCCGGUGUGCUCGCGCGGCUCAAGGUGCUCCAAUCAUAUUGGGAGCAAUUCGUAGAGGAUCAUCGCCCUCUGCGCGCAUCCCGAUACAAGGUGAUCCGUGAAUCCGAAUACAUUCGGCGCGACCUUUUUGGAGACACCGAGGAGCUCUACAUCGCGCAGGAAAUCGAGCUGCGCACCAUUCAGGACGCUCUUUCGGCUCCUGGGCAGGGAGGCACCCGCGAGACGGUGCACGCGGUACCGGCUCAGGCGACGGUUUCCGAGGUUCAAUUACCUCGAGUUCCGAUCCCCACGUUCGACGGAGCCUUCGACGAGUGGCGUACAUUUCGAGAUCUCUUCUUGUCGCUAAUAGGGGACAACAAGUCGCUUGCUGACGUGCAUAAGAUGCACUAUUUGAAGCAGCACGUACGAGGGGAGCCGGAGAGACUCCUCCGCCAUCAUCCGGUUACCAGCACCGGUUAUCAGGACGCCUGGGCUGCGUUGUGCGAGCGAACGUGCGAGAUCCGCUCCUCGCUCAGUCAGCUCGGCAGGCCAACAGAGCAAUGGGACGACAUUUUCGUGUACCGCACGGUUGCUGCGUUGGACAGCGCAAUCCGGCGGGAUUGGGAGCGGUCCACGAACAAAAUCCGCCAGCCGGUGCGGUGGAGCACCCUGGCGGACUUCUUGAGAUCGAAGAUCCCCUCGGGACGCAAGGGUCGCUGUGCCCUAUGCACCAAGCCGCACCCCUUAUGGGAUUGCUCGGCAUUCAAGGCCCUCGCCCCAGCGGAGCGACGCCGCCGAGUGAGUGAGUGGGGUCACUGCCAGAACUGCUUCUCCGAUCAGCAUCGGAGCAGUCAGUGCGCGUCCACCCGACGUUGCCGGGACUGUGCGCUAGCUCACCACUCACUGCUGCAUGAAGCCGAGCCCGCGUCCCCCGCUCUUAGAAAGGAGAACGCCGUGCUCUCUUUGCACGCCGUCGUCAGGCCGCCCGCCGGGCGAGCUCUGCUGGCUACGGCGCAGGUUCAAUUAAGAUCUGAAGGCGGGCGGAUGAUCACCGUCCGAGCGCUGAUCGACCCGGGUUCGGAGGUAAAUCUUAUCUCCGAGUCAGCAGCGCAGCAGCUGCGAGUGCGACGCCAAGCAACUCGAAUCCGCCUGACCGGGGCGACUGGCAGUCAGGGACAGGUGGUGCGGGCAGUCACCUCAUGUAGCAUCCGGUCCACCUCGAAGACACCGUACCAGCAACCUAUCGAGGCAUUGAUCCUGCCGAGGCUCACCGGUUAUAGGCCGACCGUGACUGAGAUCCCCCAGGAAUGGCAUCAUCUCGCUGGGCUACCGUUAGCGGAUGACUACCACAACGCAGCUCCCGUGAUGGCGGUUCUCGAGGUUUACACCGCUAUAGUCUUGCCGCAGAUCCGGCGGGGCCUGCCACAGGCACCCAUCGCACAGGCUACGCGUCUCGGCUGGCUACUCAUGGGAUCCACAACACAGGCGCGAGCAACUCGCCAUGCCAACUGCAACACGCUACAGUCAGAGUUCGACCCGCUCCUCGAUCAGCUGCGGCGGUUUUGGUCGUUGGAGGAGGUGCCCGAGGCCAACACCCUCACGCCGGAGGAAGAGGAGUGUGAGCAACAUUUCAGGGCGACGCACGGACGACUGGAGGACGGACGGUACCAGGUGCGAGUUCCGUUCCAGCGAGGCGCCGCCCUCGGGGAUUCGAAACCGGCCGCUCGCGCCUCAUUGGCGCGCCUGGAGCGGCGGUUCCAGAGCCAGCCGGAACUCCGCGAGGCGUAUGUCGCGUUUAUGGGCGAUUACGAGCGACUCAGACACAUGAGUCGUGUCACUGAGACCAGUCAUGACGGGGGCCCUGUGUUCUUCCUGCCACAUCAUCCGGUGAUAAAGGGAUCAGGGGCGACGCUCAAGGUACGUGUGGUGUUCAACGCGUCCCAGACCUGUGCCUCGGGCGCUUCGCUGAACUCGAUGGUCCGUGUGGGUCCCCGGUUGCAACUCGAUCUUGGGGCCAUACUAUUGCGAUGGCGCUUGGCUCCCGUCGUGUUUAUCGCUGACAUUGAGCAGAUGUAUCGGCAGAUACAGGUACACUCAGAGGACCAACCGCUCCAACGGAUCCUGUGGCGGUUCGGGCCCACGGAGCCAGUCCACGUCUAUCAGCUACACACCGUCACUUACGGCACGGCCUGCGCGCCUUUCCUGGCAUUGCGCGUUCUAAAGCAGCUGGCAAUAGAUGAAGGCCACCGCUUCCCGCGAGCUGCAAAGCUAUUGAGACAGUGCACUUAUGUGGACGACGUGUUGGCGGAUGCCGACACAGUACAAGAGGCACUCGCCCUACAGCAGGAGAUAGGCGAUCUCCUCAGGGCGGGCGGCUUCUCGCUUAAGAACACCUCGGUAUUGGGAGUCCGUUGGGUGCCAGGGGAGGAUGCGUUCGCCUAUGGCGACGCCCUGAGCUUGCCCUCGACGGCGACCAAGCGCGCCAUACUAUCCGCCAUCGCGAGAAUCUUCGAUCCUCUCGGAUGGAUAAGUCCGGUCGUAAUUGCAGGUAAGAUCCUGCUGCAGGAACUCUGGCUGGCGGGCGUAGGUUGGGAUGCGACUCUGCCCCAGACGCUGGCGACCCAAUGGCAGCAUUAUCGACGCGAUCUCAACGACGUGAGCGACAUUCGGCUGCACCGUUGGCUGGGGUUUACGGGGCCCGAAGCGGUCGCGGAAGUUCACGGGUUCUGCGACGCCUCCGAACGCGCCUACGCAGCCGCCAUUUACAUGGUGGUUCGGGUCCGAGAACGCCAACCGGUGUCGCGCUUGCUGACGGCCAAGAGCAAGGUGUCUCCGGUGAAGCGGGUAUCGCUACCGAGACUGGAACUCUGCGGAGCACACCUGCUGGCGCGACUCCUGCGCUGGGUGCGAGAGACGCUCUCACCCGUCUCCACGGUCACGCAUUGCUGGACCGACUCGAUGGUCGCGUUGACCUGGAUUAGGCAGCACCCAUCCAGAUGGGAUACGUUUGUGGAGAACCGAUGCCGGCCAACCCGAGGACCGAACCCCUGUCGCAAGACGGAGGGGGUGACCGCGGUCUCCUUGUAUCCCAGGGCGCUGCGCGUGAUGGCAUACGUGUUGCGCGUCUGCCGCCGAUCGCCGGGCCCGACCGAAGUAAUCACUACCGCCGAAUACCGGAACGCCGAGGCCAAACUCAUCGCCUUCACGCAGCGGGCCUUCUUUCAGGCAGAACUGGACCGUCUGCGCGCCGGACGACCUCUGCCGUUCACAAGUCGCCUGUGUCAGCUCCGUCCGGUUUUGGACGUUGACGGAUUGCUGCACGUGGACGGGCGACUGAGAUUUGCGGACUUGGGUCACGAUGCGCGAAAUCCGUUGAUCCUCCCCCGAGACGCUCGUCUGACGGAACUCAUGAUCCGCGAGGCCCAUGAGCGGACCCUACACGGGGGGGUACAGCUCACACACACCCGGCUUCGGCAGCGUUACUGGAUCCCCACCGGCCGGGCUCUAGUGAGGCGGGUGUUACACCGCUGCGUGGUAUGCGCCCGGCAUCGCGCGCGGCCCAUGGCUCCGCUGAUGGCCCCGUUGCCGCGGGAGCGAGUGAUGCCGGCGCCACCUUUCCAAGUCGCCGGCGUGAAUUACGCGGGACCGGUCACCCUGACCGCAGUGCGCGGACGAGGACGCUCUUCGUUUAAAGAAUACAUCGCCGUGUUUGUAUGUUUCACCACUCGCGCGAUCCAUUUGGAGCUCGUGUGUGACUACUCGUCCGAGGCGAUUCUAGCCGCGUUCCAGCGGUUUUCGGCGCGUCGCGGAGUGCCGGCGGUGCUAUACAGCGACCAGGGCACAACGUUUUUCGGGGCUGACCGAGCGCUGCGCGCCCAGCUCCGAACCGCAUUGGAUGUGGGAGGUCCAGUGGCUCGGGCUCUUGCUGCGGACGGUACGGAGUGGCGAUUCGUACCCCCUUCGGCGCCUCACUUUGGCGGACUGUGGGAGGCCGGGGCGCGGUCGGUGAAACACCACCUGCGGCGCGUACUGGGGCAGAGGCUGCUCAGCGUGGAGGAGUUCUCCACCUGGCUGACACGUGUGGAGGCGUGUCUAAAUUCCCGGCCCCUGAGUCCGCUAACUCAGGAUCCGGGGGACCUGGACGUACUUACGCCGGGCCACUUCCUCAUAGGAAGACCGAUUAACGCUGUCCCAGAGCCGAGUCUGGCCACCGUGCCUGAACAUCGCCUCGGGCGGUGGCAACUCAUCCAGCGACUCACCAAGCACCUCUGGGACCGCUGGUCGCGCGAAUACCUCGCUCAAUUACAGGCGCGCCAGAAGUGGACAGGAGGAGGAUUCACCCCAGUUCUGUUUGAACAAGCGUGCCAAGAUCUUUUUGAUCAAUUGAAUGAAGAAGAUCAGGAUGAAAUUGUCAAAUCAGUUUACGCUAAUUGUUUGAAAUUCUACGACAUCGCUGCUAAAGAAAUUUGUCAGAGACUAUUUGUCAAAGAAGAAUUUCUUAGCAAAUUGCGGAUUUUUGAUCCGAAAUUUGCUCUGCAAGAAAAUAAUAAAGAGAACAAACUAAACACCAUUGUUCAGGAUGUUGUAGUUGUUGCCAAACAAUUCGGCGGAUUUGAUGAGGAGAUGUUGCGAAAAGAAUGGCAAUCCUUACAUCUGGAUUUCGCAUCAGAGCAAAAAGACUUCAUACUGACAUUAGAUUUCGACGAUGCAUGGAAAAUAAUAAUGACAACUAAAGACGCGAAUGUUCUCGAAUGCCAUCCCACGCGACACAGCGCUCACACUUUGAUACAGAACAUAUCCUACACCUCACAAUUUCUCCAGAACAGCAUAUACGGCCUCUAA
Odontomachus brunneus is the source of this 4932-nucleotide messenger RNA. RefSeq lists its product as uncharacterized. NCBI's taxonomy places the organism in Eukaryota, Metazoa, Arthropoda, Insecta, Hymenoptera, Formicidae. The record is from RefSeq and is a predicted model, not a curated record. The transcript is spliced from 7 exons. Gene Ontology annotation, molecular function: nucleic acid binding. Bases 1 to 4932 code for a protein of 1643 amino acids. Gene Ontology annotation, biological process: DNA integration.